UCACAGGAAAUAUGCAGAUCACCGCAUGCAAUGCAAUUUAUAUAGCUCAUGAUCAAGGACAAAGUUUCAUUGUGAAUUUUCACACUUAAUACUUUCUCUCUAGAGAAUCAUAUCAGCGAUCAAUUUCAUCCGCAUCAAUGGCUAGUGUUACAGACGGAAGACGGGUUGGAGUCAGAAUAAGCUCACGCCCCCCUCUUGUGGAACAGAUAGUUCCUAAUUCUGGAUGGACACAGGAUUCCACCGGCCAUUAUCUUCUGGUCGAUCUUCCUGGAUUCAAGAAGGAAGAGGUGAAGCUUCAGGUGGAGGGCUCUGGCUAUAUCACAGUAAGAGGAGAAAGGCAAGUGAACGAAGUGAAACGUGUUCGGUUUGAGCUGGUUUUUCCAGUGCCAAAUGAUUCAGAUACUGAUAAGAUAGCUGGGAAAUUUGAUAGUGAGAUCCUUUAUGUGACUAUCACCAAGAGAGCUGCACAAAGGAACACAGAAACUGAACCAGCUAAGCCUGCAAAUGGCAGUGUUAGGAGACAAGAAGAAAAUCAUAAACGCGAGCAACCCAGUUCUGAUAAUCAACGAAGAGAUCACAACAGAGAACAGGACCGCCAUAUGAAGGGGGAAAGAAGAAAUGAAAUCAAUCUCGUGGGGGGUUUUCCCGAAGAUCUGGUAAGGAAAUGGGGAAAAGAACCUACUCUAUUAGAAAAUGCAGUGAAAGUCUUAAGACAGAACAAGGGAAUUGUUAUCACUGCAGUUGUAGCCUUUUCCUUGGGAUUGUUAGUUUCUCGCAAGUUUCAAUCCUCAACCGCAGAAUAAAUGGAUUUACUCGACCUGCAUUCAUGAAUGUAUAUUCUUCCCUUAUGUGACGUCCCUCCUAUCUAUUUAUAGUUGUGUGUUUGAACCAAUAAGAAAUUUAAAUAUGUCACACCUCGUGGUUAUGCUUCUCCCAUGAUAUUAU
Molecule: messenger RNA, 945 nt
Organism: Neltuma alba
Lineage: Eukaryota; Viridiplantae; Streptophyta; Magnoliopsida; Fabales; Fabaceae
Product: inactive protein RESTRICTED TEV MOVEMENT 2-like
Exons: 2
Coding region: 138-803 (221 amino acids)
Source: RefSeq, a predicted model, not a curated record